Messenger RNA from Chrysochloris asiatica (Cape golden mole), 1920 nucleotides. It is a transcript of the gene AKAP8L, whose product is annotated as A kinase (PRKA) anchor protein 8-like. Gene Ontology annotation, molecular function: DNA binding; protein kinase A regulatory subunit binding. Bases 1 to 1920 code for a protein of 639 amino acids. Lineage: Eukaryota; Metazoa; Chordata; Mammalia; Afrosoricida; Chrysochloridae. The transcript has 14 exons. The record is from RefSeq and is a predicted model, not a curated record. Gene Ontology annotation, cellular component: nucleus; nuclear matrix.
AUGAGUUAUACAGGUUUUGUCCAAGGAUCUGAAACCACUUUGCAGUCAACGUAUUCAGACACCAGUGCUCAGCCUACCUGUGAUUACGGAUAUGGAACAUGGAACUCUGGGACAAACAGAGGCUACGAGAACUAUGGCUAUGGCUGUGGCUAUGGCCAGGAGAACGCCAGCAGCUAUGGGUAUGGUAUGGCCACUUCAAACUCAUGGGAAAUGCCUUGCUCUGAUGCAAAUGCAAAUGCUAGUGCCACAGGGAGCACCAGCGCCGAUUCCGUUUUAUCCAAAAUUAACCAGCGCUUAGACGUGUCACACGUGGAGACAGACAUGAUGCAAGGAGGCAUGUACAGCUCAGGAGGAGAAAGGUAUGACUCCUAUGAGACCUGUGACUCAAGGGCCAUGCUGAGCGAGCGCGCCCUCUACCGCCCAGGCUAUGACUACAGCGAGCUUGACCCUGACAUGGAGAUGGCCUAUGAGGGCCAGUAUGACGCCUACCGAGACCAGUUCCGCAUGCGUGGUGGCGGCGCCGCCUUUGGUCCUCGGGCACAGGGCUGGGCCCGUGAUGCCCGAAGCGGCCGCCCGAUGGCCUCAGGCUAUGGACGCAUGUGGGAAGAGCCCAUGGGGGUCCGGGGCCAGUGCAUGCCAGGAGCCCCCCGACUGCCCUCCCUCUUCUCGCAGAACAUUCUCCCCGAGUAUAGCAUGUUCCAGGGUGCACGUGGUGGGGGCGCCUUCCCAGGCAGCUCCUUCCCUGUCGGCUCCCGCUUUGGCUUCGGUUUUGGCAACGGUGUGAAGCAGAUGCGUCGCACCUGGAAGACCUGGACUCCAGCUGACUUUCGGACCAAGAAGAAAAAGAGGAAGCAGCUAGGCAGCCCUGAUGAGCCCGACAGCAAGGCCUCCAGGACAGACGGCUCUGACAACAGUGAUUCUGACAAUGAUGAUGGCACUGAGGGUGAGGCCACCGAGACAGCCGAGGCUUCCGAGGCUGUGGAGAAGAGCUCCAGAGUGGAAGGAGAGGAUGAGGAAGGGAAGGAGGAGGGAAAGGAUGACAGCAAAGAGGAUUCAGGUGAGUCUGGGGCCCUGACCACCCAGGAUGAAAGCAGCCUAGCCAAGCGCAAGCUGCAGGCGGGCAAGAAAAGCCAGGACAAGCAGAAGAAGCGACAGCGAGACCGCAUGGUGGAAAGGAUCCAGUUUGUAUGCUCUCUCUGCAAAUACCGGACCUUCUAUGAGGAUGAGAUGGACAGCCAUCUAGACAGCAAAUUCCACAAGGAGCACUUUAAGUUUGUCGGCACCAAGCUCCCAAAGCAGACAGCUGACUUCCUGCAGGAAUACGUCACCAACAAGACCAAGAAGACAGAGGAGCUCCGGAAAACUGUGGAAGACCUUGAUGGUCUUAUCCAGCAGAUCUACAGAGACCAGGAUUUGACCCAAGAAAUUGCUAUGGAGCAUUUUGUGAGGAAGGUGGAAGCGGCUCACUGUGCGGCUUGUGACCUCUUCAUUCCUAUGCAAUUUGGAGUCAUCCAGAAGCACCUCAAGACCAUGGAUCACAACCGGAACCGCAGGCUCAUGAUGGAGCAGUCCAAGAAGUCCUCGCUCAUGGUGGCCCGCAGCAUCCUCAACAACAAGCUCAUAAGCAAAAAGCUGGAGCGCUACUUGAAGGGCGAGAACCCCUUUACAGACAGCCCCGAGGAGAAGGAGCCGGAGGACGGCGAGGCGGGAGCCCUGGACGAGGGGGCGCCCCAGCCACCAGUGCCCCCGGAGCCCGAGGCCAUCACGCCGCCUCCACCGCCACCCCCGGAGGAAGAGGAAGAGGCCGUUCCACUACUGGGCGGGGCGCUGCAGCGCCAGAUCCGCGGGAUCCCUGGCCUUGAUGUGGAGGCCGACGACGACGACGACGACGACGAGGAGGGCGGGGGGAGCGCCCCAUGA